Molecule: messenger RNA, 1433 nt
Organism: Hyposmocoma kahamanoa
Lineage: Eukaryota; Metazoa; Arthropoda; Insecta; Lepidoptera; Cosmopterigidae
Product: metabotropic glutamate receptor 3-like
Exons: 6
Coding region: 129-1433 (434 amino acids)
Biological process (GO): G protein-coupled receptor signaling pathway
Cellular component (GO): membrane
Molecular function (GO): adenylate cyclase inhibiting G protein-coupled glutamate receptor activity
Source: RefSeq, a predicted model, not a curated record
CGCCUCGAGAGAAGUGCUGGUUUUCUGAGUAUGAUAGUGUCGGGACACCGAUAGACAGACAAAAAUGAGCGCGCCUCUUUCAACAGCAUGGACCAAACACUUGGCGAUGGCAUGAGACAAACACCGACAUGCGUCCCGGCGCCUUGUUGGCGACCUUGUUUCUGCUACUCCACCGCUCCGAAAUGAAGCACCCAGGAGAUUUCCCCGAAGUAGACUUUUAUGAGAACCCCUCGAUCCACCACCACCACAGGCACAGACACAAGCAACAAGACUCCUUCACCGAUAGCUUCGCGUAUCUCGGACCUUUCAAAUUCAAAGAUAAUCUAGUUUAUGACAUUGCUCCUUUAGAAAAUGAAAGAAAGAAUGACUGGAUGAAUAUGUCUAAUGACCAAGUAGGAGAAAUAAAGGAUAAGAAACAUCUGCACUGGCCAAUAAAGAGAGAAGCAGUUAUUGAAGGAGAUCUUGUACUUGGAGGUCUGAUGAUGGUUCACGAGAGAUCGGACAAUAUGACAUGUGGCCCAGUAAUGCCUCAAGGAGGAGUUCAGGCAUUGGAGACGAUGUUGUAUACACUUGAUUACAUAAACAAUCAGUUAAUGUUAAUCCCUGGAGUGACGCUGGGUACGCAUAUUUUGGAUGACUGUGAUAAAGACACGUACGGAUUGGAAAUGGCUGUGGAUUUUAUCAAAGGUUCAAUAAGCAACAUAGACGACGCAGAGUAUGCGUGCAAUGCGACGGCGGUGCGCAAAGUGAUAUCGGGCGUGGUGGGCGCAGCGUCCUCCGUCACCUCCGUGCAAGUCGCUAACCUGCUACGCCUUUUCAAGAUCCCGCAAGUAUCAUUCUUCUCGACGUCACCAGAGCUGUCGAACAAAGCUCGGUUUGAGUAUUUCACGCGCACGAUUCCAUCAGACCUGCACCAGGUGCGCGCUAUGGUCGAAAUCGUCAAACGACUUGGUUGGAGCUACGUCUCAAUUAUUUAUGAAGAAUCCAGCUAUGGGAUCAAGGCAUUCGAAGAAUUGGAAGCUCUUCUAGCGCGAAGUGACAUCUGCAUUGCUGUGAAGGAGAAACUAGUGAAAGACUCGGGCGUAGCCGACGAGAGGGCGUACGACGAGAUCGUGCAGAAGUUGCUUACCAAGCCUAGAGCUAGAGAUGACGAUAUUAUAUUUUCUUUAGACCGGCCGGCGCAAGCGGAAGUAUUGAAUAUCGAGUGCACGCGUGCUGAGCCACCACAUAUGGCACGCGCUCGCGGCGUAUUCUCGCGCCUUAGAACGGAUCAUAUGAACGCGGAGGAAAAAGAAAGUAUAAAGGCCUUAUGUUCGCGCUAUGCCGACGUUUUUUACUCGGAGGGUGAACUGUUAACUUUCACGAAUAAAAUAAAGCACCGCAUCAAUACAACUGGUGAAGUGCCUAUUUACACGAGAAGUUACCGAUAUUGA